GGGGAACCGUGGCGGACCGAGGAGCAGCGGGUUAUCCCUCUGUUACUGGCUCUUACUUAGAGACGCCACUCCGGCCUGCGGCAGCCCCCGGAUCACCCCCCGGCCCUCCAUCCCCGGUCUGCUCCAGCAUUCAGGCCCAGCCUGUGCCGCAGGGAAGAUGGCCAUGGAUACGCGGUUCACCAGGGGCAAGUCAGCCAUCUUGGAGCGAUCGCUCACUCGCCCCAAGUCUGAGGUCAGCCUGAGUGCCUUUGCUCUGCUGUUCUCUGAGAUCGUGCAAUACUGUCAGAACCGCGUCUACUCUGUAUCAGAACUGCAGAACAAGCUGUCGGAGCUGGGCCAGCAGGUGGGGGCACGGAUCUUGGACGUGCUGGUAAUGCGAGAAAAGAACGGCAAGCGUGAGACCAAGGUCAUCAACGUGCUGCUCUUUAUCAAGGUCAGUGUGUGGAAGGCCCUGUUCGGCAAGGAGGCAGACAAGUUGGAGCAAGCCAAUGAUGACGACAAGACCUAUUACAUCAUCGAGAAAGAACCACUCAUCAAUGCAUACAUCUCAGUGCCCAAGGAGAACAGCACACUCAACUGUGCCUCCUUCACGGCAGGCAUUGUAGAGGCCAUCCUCUCUUAUAGUGGCUUCCCUGCCAAGGUGACAGCCCACUGGCACAAGGGCACCACCCUUAUGAUCAAGUUUGACGAGUCUGUCAUUGCUCGUGACAAGACUUUGGAUGGACGAUAAGGUGUGCAGUUUAUGCCCGUCACUCAAACACGCCUGGGUGCACUCCCUCUAUCGCAUUUCUCACUGACCUUCUACCCUAAGAUGUCAAGACUGUAACUACGUGCAGUGUUAAGAUAAAUUUGUCUCCAUCUGCCUUCCUGUUUCAAAUUGUGGACCAUUGACCAUUCCAAGUGUGAAUGUUUUUCUGUUAACUGUAUCCCUAAUUCUGCCUGUACCAGUCUUCUGGUGUUCUGGGACUUUAUUGCUUUAGGAAAUCUAAAUAAGGAUGGAUUCUUUCACAUCUGGUAUUAAUUAUCUGUUGUGUGUGGAAAUUAGAAUUGCAUAUAAAACAUUUACAAAACCCCA
Molecule: messenger RNA, 1075 nt
Organism: Pristis pectinata (smalltooth sawfish)
Lineage: Eukaryota; Metazoa; Chordata; Chondrichthyes; Rhinopristiformes; Pristidae
Gene: trappc5
Product: trafficking protein particle complex subunit 5
Exons: 2
Coding region: 158-730 (190 amino acids)
Biological process (GO): endoplasmic reticulum to Golgi vesicle-mediated transport
Cellular component (GO): TRAPPIII protein complex; TRAPPII protein complex; TRAPPI protein complex
Source: RefSeq, a predicted model, not a curated record